This is a messenger RNA of Heterobasidion irregulare TC 32-1, 525 nucleotides long. RefSeq lists its product as uncharacterized. The coding region runs from base 1 to 525 and encodes 174 amino acids. Lineage: Eukaryota; Fungi; Basidiomycota; Agaricomycetes; Russulales; Bondarzewiaceae. The transcript has 6 exons. The record is from RefSeq and is a predicted model, not a curated record.
AUGUCGUUCGAAGUCCAGAUGUGCGAGACGAUGACAGUGAUGGAGGUUGACGUUGCCGUUGUUGAGAACGAGGCAGACAUUCUCGCCCGGUAUACAUUGGCGAUACCGCUUUUUAACUUCCUUCUUGCCACCCUUCCCCGCGACGACGGUCCAUCGAUCCUCUCCACUGCGCUCACUGCACUGUAUCAAAUUGCGCACGCCGACUUCUUGUUUGUGCACCUGAACGACAUGCUAUCUGUCUUGCGAUUGUGGCCGGACGAUGUAUCUGCGAGUCUCAUCAUGAAUCUGCUAUAUCGAUUUGGAAGUAAUAACUGCUACCGCAACGUUGCGCUAUUCACCUUCGUCGGAGAAUUCGUAGUUAUUAGGCACGAUCGCCCCAGGCACGACGUCAAGUUCAUAGGCACGAUCGCCUUCAAGCACGACAGCAAGUUCACUGGCUACAUUGUAUCUUCUGGCGACACUGCUCUGGGAUCUGUGGCUUUGGUCUGUGGCAUUGGGCUGUAUCGUUCUCUGGAGGUGGCUUAG